Molecule: messenger RNA, 825 nt
Organism: Somion occarium
Lineage: Eukaryota; Fungi; Basidiomycota; Agaricomycetes; Polyporales; Cerrenaceae
Source: the annotation of a GenBank genome assembly
AUCCUGUACUGCGACGUCCAAGUUAUUCAAUUACUCUCGAGUCAACCUAACUUUCACAACGAGGAUUGUAACAUCAUGUCUACCCUUACGACCAAAGACAUUGAAAUUGCUACGCGUGCAGCAGACCAGUUUCAAAGGCUGUACUACGCGACAUAUGACUCUUCGACGCGUGUAGACGAUCUACCAAAGUUCUAUCGCGCAUCCUCUGCCGUUGUAUGGAAUGGCACGCCGUACCAAGGAUCUGACGGUGUGCGUGACUUGCUCAGUAGAAUGCCCAUAACAAGACAUGAAGUGCAAUCGUUUGACUGUCACCCCAUUCCUGGAAGCCAACCACCUUCACUCCUCGUAACAGUGUCUGGAACUGUUAUUCACGGACGUGGCCCGCAAGGAAAUCCGGCCAGUACGUCCAGCAAAUCGGUGGAUGGUCAACCUCGCGUAUUCUCCCAGACGUUCAUGUUGGUUCCCGACUCGAGUGCUGCCAAAACUACUGCAGGAGAAGUGGCGAAGUACUACAUUACAGCGGACGCACUACGGUUUGUUGGCUAGGAUUACCGUGGAAUCCGGUUACUAUGCCUUCAGGUCUUUCAUGCAGGGCAUUCAACAAUAUACAUGCGCAGCACAUGAUCAUCGACAUUAUACUCGCAAAAUGCAAUUUCUGCAUCAAGAUGCGAAUCGUCUCGGGUCAACGUCUCACUGAAAGGGCUCGCCAGGUUACAGUACAUGCCGAGAUGAUUAAUAGAGAGGAUGAAGUGUAUGUACAAGCAGUAUGGUGGUGUGGUAAUAAUGAUACAAAAUGAAUACGAAGGGCAAAUAGUGAUGGUAUCA